AUGGACGGUUUGGUGACUUGCCCUUCGUCCUCCGCGGAUUAUAUAACCAUACUCGAUGAAGUUUAUCCCGUACCUCUCCAUGGACCAUUUGUAAACGCUGUUGAAGAUGCUCAACGUACUCCUCAAGGAUUUCCGCCCUGUCGGGUUUCCCACAUUGAAUUGAAGCAUGAACUUCAUUUUUUUGAAUUACUUGUAUCCGACGAUGUUAUUAAUAAGAUCAUUGUCGAAACAAAUAGAUACGCGGAACAGCAAAUUAUUCUUGCCAUAACGAAUGAAAAUAUUGGCCAAUAUUCUCGCCUAAAUGCAUGGGUGGAUACUAAUUGUAACGAAAUACGAACAUUUAUUGCUAUUUUAAUUUGGAUGGGAUUGGAUAAAAAACCAUCACUAAAAGAUUAUUGGCGCAAACAUCCAUUAGAUAAAAACGAAAUAUCAAAAUAUUUGCCGCGGAAUAGAUUUGAGCUGCUUUUACGUAUGUUUCAUUUGGCAAAUAAUGAAGAUUGUCCUCCCAAUGACCGGCUUCAUAAAAUUCAAUGCCUUGUUGAUAUGCUGAACAAGAAUGCUUCUUUCUGCAUUAUUCCAGAAGAGUCUCUUUGCAUCGAUGAAACCAUGAUACCUUUCCGAGGUAAAGGAAAACGACACAAGUUCGGCAUUAAAGUUUAUAAAGUAUGUCUAGAUGGAGGAUUCACUUACAGCCUGAAAGUAUAUUGUGGUAAAGAGAAAAUAAAUGGACAAUCGGUUGCGGAAUCUAUUGUUAUGGAAAUGUUGCAACCAUUGCUUGAUAGUAGCCGGACCCUUUUUGCAGACAAUCGGUACACCUCUAUUCCUCUUGCGGAAAACUUGCAAAAUAGAUCAACUCAUCUAGCUGAAACGAUUCCAUGCGGGAAUGUGUCGGAGUUAGAAGCACGAAUUAUGCAAGAGGACAAAACACCUUGGACCUGCAAUAAUUGUCUCGUGAUGAAUCGCAGAUCGUCUGGACAUUUCUCACAGUUGGAGACCUCGUCUCAUGGUAGGGAAUUAAACGUUAUGGAUCAUAACAGAGGAGUUUCUUCUAUGUUUGUGAAAUCUGAAACCUCAUUAGUAGUAAAUCGUGAUAUUGAAUUAAAAGCACUUAUUCAAGACGUGCAAAAUGAAAUUAAGGAAAUGAGGAAAUCAAUGGACUUUUUAAACGAAAAGUAUGAAGAUGAACUCAAGCGUACUAAAAUUUUAUCUGAAAUGGUAACUUAA
This is a messenger RNA of Anthonomus grandis grandis, 1224 nucleotides long. RefSeq names its product piggyBac transposable element-derived protein 4-like. The transcript has 4 exons. Bases 1 to 1224 code for a protein of 407 amino acids. Lineage: Eukaryota; Metazoa; Arthropoda; Insecta; Coleoptera; Curculionidae. The record is from RefSeq and is a predicted model, not a curated record.